CGACACGUCAAUGGUCAAAAGUUGUCAAAUAUAAUUGGAAAGCGCUGAGAUUCUACCUCCCCUUCUACUUUACUACCUUUUGAUGGGUGCAGCAGCCUUGGCAACCUGCCAAACAAUUCAAUCUAUCACCAUGAUUUGAGAGGCAAGAUAGUUAUUCUAGAUUUUUGGACAUACUGUUGUAUUAAUUGCAUUCAUGUGCUGCCAGAUCUGGGAUUUCUAGAGAAAAAGUAUAAAGAUAUGCCAUUUGUUGUCGUGGGAGUGCAUUCAGCAAAGUUUGACAAUGAGAAAGAUCUAGAAGCAAUUCGCAAUGCAGUGUUGCGCUAUGAAAUCACUCACCCAGUUGUUAAUGAUGGAGAGAUGGUUUUAUGGAGAGAACUAGGUAUAACUUCGUGGCCCACCUUUGCAGUCAUUGGGCCAAAUGGAAAGCUUCUUGCACAAGUAGCUGGUGAAGGUCAUAGAAAGGACCUGGAUGACUUAGUUGAGGCGGCACUUCAGUUUUAUGGUAGAAAGAAGCUAUUGAAUGGUAGCCCCAUUCCAUUGAAAUUGGAGAGAGACAAUGAUCCUCGGUUUUUAGCAUCCCCUUUAAAAUUCCCAAGUAAAUUGGCAGUUGAUGUCCUCAACAAUCGGCUUUUCAUUUCAGACAGCAACCACAACAGAAUAGUCGUUACUGAUUUCGAAGGGAACUAUAUUUCUCAAGUUGGUAGCACAGGGGAAGAGGGUCUUCGUGAUGGUGGUUUUGAUGAGGCGACUUUCAAUCGACCACAGGGUUUGUCUUACAAUGCAAAGAAAAACUUCCUUUAUGUUGCAGAUACUGAGAAUCAUGCAUUGAGAGUCAUUGAUUUUGUGAAUGAGACAGUAAGGACCCUUGCCGGGAAUGGAACAAAAGGUUCUGAUUAUGAAGGGGGAGGAGCAGGAACUACUCAGGUUCUUAAUUCUCCAUGGGAUGUAUCCUUUGAACCUGAGAGUGAGAUUGUAUACAUUGCAAUGGCUGGCCUGCAUCAGAUCUGGGAGCAUUAUACAUUAGAUGGCACAACAAAAGCUUUCAGUGGUGAUGGUUACGAGAGAAAUUUAAAUGGGACAAGCUCCAGAAACACAUCAUUUGCACAGCCUUCUGGGAUUUCAUUAUCAUCCGACCGAAAGGAGGCAUAUGUUGCUGAUAGUGAGAGUAGCUCCAUUCGAGCAGUUAAUCUAAGGACAGGAGGUUCACGAUUGCUUGCUGGCGGGGACCCAAAUUUCUCGGACAACUUGUUUAGGUUUGGAGAUAUUGAUGGAAUAGGUUCUGGCGCACUUCUUCAACACCCAUUAGGUGUUUUAUGUGGUGAAGAUGGCCAAAUUUAUAUAGCAGACUCUUAUAAUCAUAAGAUUAAGAAGCUAGAUCCAGUUAGUAGAGCGGUGAGCACAAUAGCAGGUACUGGUCAUGCUGGUUUAAAGGACGGAGCAUCUUCAACAUCUCAGCUCUCAGAACCAGCUGGAAUUGCUCAAGGAGAAAACGGAAGAUUAUUCAUAGCAGAUACAAACAACAACCUUAUCAGAUAUAUAGAACUGAAUGAUAGAAAUGCUGAACUUCAUACCCUAUCAUUGAAUGGAGUCCUGCCUCCUGCAACUAAAUCCCGAUCCUUGAAGAGACUUAGGAGACGAUCUGGAGCUGACACACAGACCAUUGUUGUUGAUGGGAGUUAUUCAUCAAAGGAAGCUCUGUUACAUCUUCAAAUUUCUGUUCCCAAAGGUUACCAUUUCUCAAAGGAAGCACAAAGUAAGUUUAGCAUUGAAGUGGAACCGGAGGAUGCAGCUCUAAUUGAUCCUAUGGAUGGAUUUCUCAGCACAAAAGGUUCUGCGACCGCAUAUGUUAGAAGAUCUUCGAGUUCUCCUUCCAUGGCAAGAAUCAAUUGCAAGGUCUUCUACUGUAAAGAUGAUGAUGUUUGCUUAUAUCAAUCCCUUGCCUUUGAAAUACCAUUUGGAGAGAUGAAUCCUGACUCCUCACCCGCCGAGAUCUCACUUCCAUAUCUUGUAAAACCAAAGGUGUCCACCUUAUGAUCAGAAGCAUGUGAGUUGCAUCACAUAGUACUCUCCUUUCUUUGCAGGAAUGCAAAAGAAAAAGAUAGAGAAAACUGGAAUAGAGAGAGGUGAAACAACUCUUUUCACACUUCUGUCCCCGUUCGGAGAAAAAAAAUGGUCGGUCUAAAAAAUAUUGUCACUGUAUAAUCUUCAUUUAUCUCCUCUCAACCAACCUAUUUUGAUACAAGGGCUAUAGUAGAAAUGUUCUUAUAGACACUUCAAUUUGGAGAAACUUUAUGCGCUUAUUGCUACCGUUACGCACUGGUGAACAAGA
Messenger RNA from Cuscuta campestris, 2329 nucleotides. NCBI's taxonomy places the organism in Eukaryota, Viridiplantae, Streptophyta, Magnoliopsida, Solanales, Convolvulaceae. The record is from the annotation of a GenBank genome assembly.